GCUGUCUUCAUUCCCUCCGUCGCAUUGUCCAAAACCUUCAUAUUCGCUUCUUUCGGCAGCCUGUCAGAAUUGCGCGGCCGACGACCGACGAGCAGCCUCGGAGCCAGUGAGGCUGUACGUAGAUCGCGUGCUUGAUAACGUUGCGAGGUGGGGCUGCGGGUAUGGCAAUUUGAACGUGCUGCAGAGUGGGGGUCCAUACCUCUCUUCGUUCAAGAGGGCGACAUCACCAGGUUGAAAGGGGGAGGGCGCACCUGGUGAUUUCACUCGAGCUUCAACAACGACGUUUUAUAGAGGGGGCGACUCGAGACGAAACGAUACAGCGACUCCCCCGCAAGCCACGGAAACCUUCGACGACAGGCGCAAACGAAUCACACACCGUACCACUCUGCAGGGUCUGUCAAGCGGUCAGAGAUUGGGCCAUAACCGCGCAGAAACAGGACUGAGAUACCGGCAAGAUGGGUCUUUUAGCUUUGGGAACCCCUCUAGAUUGGCCAGAAGCGAAGAAGAACGCGGACCAUGUCCGGCAAUGGGGUGUGAAGCAACUGUUGGCGAUCUGGAAUCGGGCCAAGGGGAAAGAGAAGGAUGCUCUUCUCUGGGGCGAUGAAGUAGAAUAUUUGGUCGUUGACUACACGGACGAUGAUCCCAGAGUCACUCUGUCUUUACGCCAGGCAGAUAUUCUUCACGCUCUGGCCCACGAUGACAAACUCUGUGACGAAGGAGGUUGUGUGUCAGAUUUGCAGGUUGUUGGUAAAUCAAGUACGCUCCCCAUAUUCCACCCCGAAUUUGGUCGUUUCAUGCUGGAAGCAACCCCGGGAAAUCCAUGGGGGAUUGGAUUCAAAGAUUUACUUGAUGUAGAACUCAAUAUGAAAUUAAGGCGGAAGAUUGCCAAAGAGCAUAUGAACCCAGAAGAAUAUCCCAUAACUCUAACCACUUAUCCCCGACUGGGGAGUCCUGGCACUUUCACAAGUCCGUAUUAUCCUCCAUCAGGAGAGAAAUUGCGAUCCCAAUUUGUUCCCGACGAGAUUGCCAACCCACAUAUCCGUUUCCCCACUUUGGCAGCUAAUAUUCGAUCGAGGCGAGGUCGGAAAGUUCAGGUCAAUGUUCCUGUAUUCAAGGACAAGAAUACUCCAUGGCCAUGGAGGGACCCCACGGUGAACUACGAUUUGCAUAAGUGGGCAGAGGAUGACGAUGUCCGGAAUGGAGCUGCGCCAGACAACUUCAUCCAUAUGGACGCUAUGGCCUUCGGCAUGGGCAGUUGCUGCUUGCAGAUUACAUUUCAAGCCAAGAACAUCACCGAAGGUCGACAGAUGUAUGAUCAAUUAAGCCCAUUAGGACCCAUCCUUUUGGCCUUGACUGCGGCAACCCCUAUUUACAAAGGAUUUCUUGCAGAUACAGAUGUGAGGUGGAAUCAGAUCAGCGCUGCAGUCGAUGAUCGAACACCCGAAGAACUUGGAGAGACGCCCCUGAGGCAUAAUCGAUGGCGAAUUCCAAAAUCGCGUUAUGCACCAAACUCCACAUACAUCUCCGAAGACCCUCGGCUGCGAAAAGAAUACCUUGACCCACACCUAAUCACCGAUCCUGACGUCAAGCAACAGCUCAUGGACGGCGGCAUGGACGCUCUCCUCGCCACCCACUUCGCCCACCUCUUCAUCCGCGACCCUAUCGUCAUCUUCGCCGAAGAUCUCAAAGAAUUGGACCUCACAAAAACUGACCACUUCGAGAACCUGCAAUCGACAAAUUGGCAACACAUCCGCUUCAAGCCCCCUCCCGCUGGGAACGACAUCGGCUGGCGUGUGGAGUUCAGACCCAUGGAAAUCCAAGUCACAGACUUCGAAAAUGCAGCUUUCUCCGUCUUCAUUGUGCUCAUCACGCGCGCUAUCCUGUCCUUCGACUUGAACUUCUAUAUCCCGAUCCCGAAGACGGAUGAGAAUAUGCAGACGGCGCAUAAACGCGAUGCUGUGCUGAACGACAAGUUUUAUUUCAGGAAGAACCCUUUCCCAACCAGAUACCCCAGGCCGUAUUCCUCAAACGGAAUAGGUUCUGGGACUUCGACUCCGGUCCUCAGUCGGCCGCCUACGCCUACUGGGCCGGUGGAAGAUGAGUAUAUGUCAAUGACCAUCGACGAAGUUAUCAAUGGCGGAAAACCUGGCUCCGGAAACGACUUUCCCGGGUUGAUCCCAUUGGUCGAAUCGUACUUAGAUAGCAUGAACGUUGAUGUCGAGACCAGAUGCGAACUUGCUCGGUAUCUGAAGUUAAUUCGCAAGAGAGCGGAUGGGAGUCUUUGGACAGCUGCGAAGUGGAUCAGAGAGUUUGUGGCGGGUCAUGAGGAGUACAAACAUGAUAGUGUGGUAACGGAGGAGAUUAAUCAUGAUUUGAUUGGCAGUGUUCUUGGGAUUGAGAAUCCGGCGACGGGGAGAGGGAAGGGAAAGGAGGCAAGGAAUAUGGAGAAGUUCUUGGGCGAUUUCGCACCUUGUGUAAUUGGUGCUUAGAGUAGGGGUAUGGAAGAGAGUGUGGUUUUGCAUAGAUGGCAUUGCUUCGCUUGAGCUGCUGAUUUGCAGCGGUGGGCGGGAUGAUUGCAUCUGCGAUGCAUGACUCUUCUUGCGAGAUCGUCAAUAUAGAGCAUCGGUUCCUGUCCCUUUUCUCUAGUACUGGGAUAGAACAGCCUAGGGGAUUGAAUCUGGUUAUUGGGAAAUGUACUCACCGAAAGUAAAACGCCAAGCGAGACGAUGUGAGGGGGGGAACAUUCGCUUAAGCCUCAGGCACGAAUCUCGCUUAACUUUCGCGUUAAGGAGAUUUACCUUAUUUAGCCUUGCCCCCAAGCUUCUACGAGC
Molecule: messenger RNA, 2831 nt
Organism: Hyaloscypha bicolor E
Lineage: Eukaryota; Fungi; Ascomycota; Leotiomycetes; Helotiales; Hyaloscyphaceae
Product: glutamate-cysteine ligase-like protein
Exons: 7
Coding region: 456-2489 (677 amino acids)
Biological process (GO): glutathione biosynthetic process
Cellular component (GO): glutamate-cysteine ligase complex
Molecular function (GO): glutamate-cysteine ligase activity
Source: RefSeq, a predicted model, not a curated record